Clupea harengus (Atlantic herring) is the source of this 5231-nucleotide messenger RNA. It is a transcript of the gene abcg4a, whose product is annotated as ATP binding cassette subfamily G member 4a. Gene Ontology annotation, biological process: cholesterol efflux; transmembrane transport; cholesterol homeostasis. Lineage: Eukaryota; Metazoa; Chordata; Actinopteri; Clupeiformes; Clupeidae. The record is from RefSeq and is a predicted model, not a curated record. Gene Ontology annotation, molecular function: ATP hydrolysis activity; ATP binding; ABC-type sterol transporter activity. Gene Ontology annotation, cellular component: plasma membrane.
ACUUAUCCUUGGCGUUUUCAAAAUUCCGACAUAUACAAUGAACCCACAGCCGUGCAUAAUACACGACCACUUACUAGAAAUAUUUUGCGCAACAAGCUGUUAGCAUAUUUCAAGCUAUCAUGUCCCUGCAAAAAAAAAUGUAUAGCACCGACCACCCUGUGAGUUCAUGGAAAGCGUAGUGAUGUAAUUUCAGGGGGAGGUCAUUGUGGCUGGUCCAGCCCUCAAGCAUGUCUGUUGUGAGAAUCAGGGAAAACUUAAACUUCACUGCCUACCCUCCUCGGAGAUGAUGUGUUGGCAUGUUGCCAAAUGUCUCACAGAUGCUUUCUCUGUGGCAGUCUGAAGUUGAUGGCGAACGUCGCAUUAUUUAUAUUAACUAACAUAGACCGUAUCACCAUUCAAUAUGAUGUGACAAGAGACUAAUUACCCAUUAUUUCUACUGUGCUCAUUCAACUCGGGUAUCCUGCGGACCAUCUUUCUAGCGAAUCCUUACAGUAACGCCCCGUACCCCAUACCGCCGGGCGUGUCAGAGAUGCACUGACCGGUGAAACAGCACUGCGUGCUAUCGAACUGCUGCGGUGCAUGUCAAGAAAAGAGGCGCUUGGUCGUCAGCAUGAGAACAAGGGGCCGAAACUAGAAAAUUAGAUCAUGCAUGUAAGUGAUUUGGAGUCCUAUUUGAAGUAAUCAGUAAUCUGUCAGGAUGCUGCAUUUAUUAAAUAAUUCAUAGCUGUUAUAUUUGUUUCGGACAGGGAUUCUUUCUACUGGAAUUAUUGUAAUCUUCAUGGACGCUAUGCCCCUUGGAACAGGACAUUUUCCGGAGGAAAUUAGCUCCUUCGUUUUUAAGCGGGAUUGUGCAUCCAAUGAACUCUGACGGGCAGUGAACAUCAUUUUACAAGCCACGGUUUUGGAUCCCUCUCCUGUUGCUGUUAUUGUGUGAUUUUAGCCUAAAGAUGAGACGGACAUCGCCCUGAAAACGGUGUUCAGGAGUGGUCCACAACUGCUGUCAUCUCGGUUUCACAUUUUACAGUAAGAAAACACGCCGGCAUGGCUGAAAAGGCUGGGGACGCGGGCUCCGUCUCCAUCCCCAUGGAGGAGACCAAGAAGCCGGCCGGAGCCCCGCCGCAGUCGGACGCCACCCUGCUCACCCACCUGAAGAAGGUGGAGAACCACAUCACCGAGGCGCAGCGCUUCUCCCACCUGCCCAGACGCUCCGCCGUGGACCUGGAGUUCAACGAGGUCUCCUACACCAUCCGCGAGGGGCACUGGUGGAGGAAGAGAGGAUAUAAGGCUCUUCUGAAAUGUCUGUCGGGGAAGUUCUGCAGCCGGGAGCUCAUCGGCAUCAUGGGGCCGUCUGGAGCCGGCAAGUCCACCCUGAUGAAUAUCCUGGCAGGGUAUAGGGAAACAGGGAUGAAGGGAAAGAUCCUGGUGAACGGGAAGCCUCGGGAUCCGCGCACCUUCCGGAAGAUGUCGUGCUACAUCAUGCAGGAUGACAUGCUGCUGCCGAACCUCACCACCCGAGAGGCCAUGAUGGUGUCAGCGAACCUUAAGCUCAAUGAAAGCAUGGAAGUGAAAAAAGAGCUGGUGAAUGAGAUCCUGACAGCGCUGGGUCUGCAGGAGUGUGCCCAAACGCGGACCCACUCUCUCUCCGGAGGUCAGUGCAAAAGGCUGGCCAUUGCCCUGGAGCUCGUCAACAACCCUCCCGUCAUGUUCUUUGACGAGCCCACCAGUGGCCUGGACAGUGCCUCCUGUUUCCAAGUGGUGUCCCUGAUGAAGUCGCUGGCACAGGGAGGGAGGACCAUCAUCUGCACCAUCCACCAGCCCAGUGCCAAGCUCUUUGAGAUGUUCGAUAAGCUGUACAUUUUGAGCCAAGGCCAAUGCAUAUACAAGGGCACCGUCACCUACCUCAUUCCCUACCUGAAGAACCUGGGCCUGCACUGUCCCACCUACCACAAUCCUGCAGACUUCAUCAUCGAGGUGGCCAGUGGAGAGUAUGGUGACCUCAACCCAGUCCUCUUCGAGGCUGUGCAGGGAGGCCUGUGCACCGAGGAGGGAAAGAAGAACUCCAGUGACAAGAGCGACCCGGACUGCUCCAGUCCCUCUCAAUGUCAUGCCGAUUACGGGCACAUUGAGAAGCAUACCUUUGCCACGAGUUCCCUGAAUCAGUUCUGCAUUCUCUUCAAGAGAACCUUCGUCACAAUAUGCCGGGACACGGUACUGACCCACCUGAGGGUAAUGUCCCAUCUCUGCAUAGGCGUCCUGAUUGGUCUCCUGUACUUGAACAUCGGGAACGACGCCAGCAAGGUCUUCAACAACACCGGCUUCCUGUUCUUCUCCAUGCUCUUCCUCAUGUUCGCUGCCCUCAUGCCCACCGUACUAACCUUUCCCCUAGAGAUGUCAGUUUUCCUCAGAGAACACCUGAACUACUGGUACAGCCUGAAGGCCUACUACCUUGCCAAGACCAUGGCAGACAUACCCUUUCAGGUCAUCUGUCCGAUCAUGUACUGUAGUAUAGUGUACUGGAUGACAGAGCAGCCUCCGGAGGCAGCCAGAUAUCUGCUCUUCAUGGCGCUGUGCACCUCCACUGCCCUGGUGGCCCAGUCUCUCGGCCUCCUUAUUGGGGCUGCAUCCACAUCCCUGCAGGUGGCCACAUUUGUGGGUCCUGUGACCGCCAUACCUGUGCUUCUCUUCUCUGGCUUCUUUGUGAAUUUUGAUACCAUCCCCAAGUACCUGCAAUGGAGCUCCUACUUGUCUUAUGUCAGGUAUGGCUUCGAGGGAGUCAUUCUGUCGAUUUACGGGAUGAACCGCUCAGAACUGGCCUGCCCUGGUACUAUGCCCUCAGGGUUCUGCAAGUUCCAGAAGCCGGAGGAGGUGCUGCAGCUGCUGGAUGUGGAGGAUGCCAAGCUCUAUGUGGACUUCAUGGUGCUUGGAGCCUUCUUUAUCAUUCUCAGACUGGCCACCUAUUUUGUGCUGCGCUACAAAGUCAAGUCUUUACGCUGACCUUGAUCAGUGUUCCACACAAUCACUCUAAUAGUGUAGGCACUGCAUACAUGAAUGGAUGUUGUACAAAGACACACACAUACACAAAAUACACAUACACAAACACAGGCAUAUACAUUCACACACACACACUCACUCACAUACACUUACACCCUACACAUUUACAUCAACCAAUGCAAGUCAGUUUUGAAUCUCGUUUUUUACCUCGUAUAAAGCUUAGACUUGAACAAUCAGACUUGAAUUAAUUUGGUAACUUUUCCAUGUAUUUUUUUCAAUACAUGACUAAAAUGUUUUGUUGAAGGUAUUGUCUUUUCUGUUAACUUCAGAUGAUGAAGUUUUAAUUUUUUUUCACUGCAUUUAUUUCUCUACCUUUUAGUUUCUCUAUCAAAUAUAUCUUUUUUAUAUAGUCAUUGUAUAUCAUCACAUAAUGCAGUGUAAAUACAUUGGAAACUGAUACGUGACGCAUGAUUCUCUAUGGAAGGGGUUGGAUGCACUGUGUCUGUCAAUGGAAAAAAAAAAUGUUUGCCCUUCACUAGCAUGUAGACUGGCUGCUAGCCCAAAGUAUGUAUUACUCUCAGUAGUACUCGACCAUAGAGAAGGACCUUGUCCCCAAGACCAGGACUCUCUUCAGUACACAAGUGACUUAAAUUAUGCCCCUAACAGAUGGCGCUGCAUCCAUGCAAGUAUGUACUCAACAGUGUGUGUGUGUGUGUGUGGCUAACCAGAGGUCCUAACUGUGUUUGUGUGCUUGGAGUAAGAGUCAUGCAGCCGCUCUCAAAUGUCUCUUUUGGACUCUCACCGUUUCCGUUUCGGACCGCCAUCACUGGCACCUUAUAUAGGACAAUGCAUUCCACGUGGUCGGUCCAUGCUUUCAUUGUUUUCUUUGUUCUGACACUGAUAACAUGAGCAGCUUGUCCAGUGGCAAUUGAUUCAUGUCUAACGCCCAGUUUGCACUGAACUGGACGGACUUACAACAGUGGAUGUCUGAUUCGGUUCAUCAAUGAGAGAGAGAGAGAGAAAAGGGGGGGGGGGGGGGGGGGGGACGACGACGACACACACCUCUACUUCAUUCACCCGUGGUUGUGACAGUGCAUAUCCUGCAGGAGGAGAGCUCUCUUGUCACGGGACACCAUGCAAUGCCUCAUUCACAUCGCUACAACCCAUUUACUACAUUGGUCCCAGGGACAGAUUACUGUGGGACUAAUGGUCAUCGGACACCCUGCAUAUCCAUUGGGUUUCACCAUAAACAUUACUGUUUCGUGAAGAAUCUGCAUCUGCAAAACAGUUUUUUUAAAAAUAACUGCCCCUGCUGAUUAACCUGAAGAGAUGCUGCCAUCCAACUCAAAGUAUGUUUUUUAUUGUACAAUCAGCAUGCUCAACAGCAUUUCUAUUCAUUUUCUAUAAAUAUACACUGUUAGAGACAUCCUGAACCUUGCAGUUGGCACGAUGUUCCUCAUUAUACCAUAACAUCCAACUGUACAGAAUACUGGUGUUUACUUGUUACAAGAAGGAUGAGGUUGAAACUUCGACACACUGCUCCAAAACCUAGUGUUUGACACUAUGUCUUCAGUUUAACAUUCUCUUUUGAGUAGUUGCAUUUGUUUUCACAGUUCUGCACUAAAUGUUUCCAUGGAUCCGUAUUCUCUUAGUCCAGGAAGAGAUCCAGUCUAGCUGUUUCCACUUCAUGACUUUCUUCAUGGUCGGGCUUUAUCUGUGUCAUCUCGCAAGGAUUGUCAGAUGUCCAGUGUGGUCAGCCACACUAUUGGAUACUUGAAAUGCUGGGUUGGCCAAUCAUGUGCCUCACGGCCAGUGUGGUUUACAGUGAGCUCCGCAGUAGUAUAGGAUGCUUAUGAUUUGCAUCUACAUGUCUUGCCCAUAUGCUGUACACUCCAGAGAGGCUCCUCGUGACAAUAGUGCAUUGCAAAGAUUUUCAUUUAUGAUGGACAAAUAUCGAAACUAUGAAAAUAUGUCUGACUCUUGACUCUUCUACUUAGUAUGUCUUAUAAUACUACUAAUAACCUGAGUAUAUACACAAUGACAGUAGGUGUGUUAUGCUGUAAACAAAAAUGUAUGUACAUAUAUGCCCUUUUGUUAAUGUUUCUCAAUUGAUUCUUUUUGGAUUAAUUUGUAUUUAGUUUUAUUUUUAUAUGAAUAUGGAGGGUACUGCUAAGCUGAGUGUGGAACUGGAAACGGCAUGAUCAUGGAAGUAAAAAAAACAAACAAACAAACCAACAAAC